CCGGGUGCCCUCAGUCGAAAUGGCAGCCGACGGCAGUUGGCCCAUACUGCUUCUGUUGCUCUCAACUCAGGCCAUUAUUCACGCAGAGAAUUUGAGUGAAUCGACACCUGGUACUGAAGAGGAUUACAAUGCUAGCACCAGUCCGGGUCCACCGAUAGAAGAGACCACCAAUCGCUUGGAUGGCCGUGUGGAACCAAUGCAGAAGGGCGGUGGUGGUCAAGAGCAAUAUGAUGUGAUCGAUGUCAUGGCCUCCACGGGCACGGGAGUGGGUAAGCCCAAGAGUGGCCAAACCACUAGGAUCUACACCACCGGCGAAGUGGAUGAAAACUUUUGGCUAAAACAUCUGGGCGAUGACUUCAGACAUGCCAUCCAUCUGCAGGUGGGCGGCGUCAAUGAAGAGUACAAUCGCUUGAUCAAUCAGACCCAGAAUGGAGUCCAUGAGGAGGUGCAUCACGAGUAUCUACCGGGCGCUGAGAGACCUGGAAGUGAUGGUGCUCCUGGACCUGGACCUGUUCCUUCUCCUCCACGUCAGCCCCGUCCAGCCUAUCGCCAGAGCUUCGACAAUCGAGCCAAAAACAUGAAGCAGCAGUAUCUCAUCCAACAGCAGAUCCAGCAGCCACAUCCUUCCCAGCAACGUUAUAAUUAUGCCCAACAACAUGCACAACAAUAUGUACCACAGCCACACACACACCAAUACCCACAACAACAACACCAACAAACACCACACAGAAACACCUACCCAAAACCCCAGAACAACUACAAACCUCAGAGUUAUAUCAUCAACUCUAGCGAGGAUCAGCUGCACGCCGCCCAAUCGCAUCCCUCGCCUGUACGUUCCGCUGGAGAGGGUCGUCCGAAUCCCCACGAGGAGGAGGUGGACUCCUUUGGCGGCCAACUCAACUUCAAGUCGCCCUUCAACGACUACGGCAGUCGACCCACACGAGAUCUCACCUAUCUUCUCUAUAAACGAGGUCUCUGAAGGCAGACUCCAUCCUCACCGAAAGCAAAAGACUUGUGGCGCCGAGUCCAUUGAGUUCUAUAAAUGGGGCUGAGCCACA
Molecule: messenger RNA, 1058 nt
Organism: Drosophila eugracilis
Lineage: Eukaryota; Metazoa; Arthropoda; Insecta; Diptera; Drosophilidae
Gene: Cp7Fc
Exons: 2
Coding region: 20-979 (319 amino acids)
Source: RefSeq, a predicted model, not a curated record